This is a messenger RNA of Paramecium pentaurelia, 973 nucleotides long. Lineage: Eukaryota; Ciliophora; Oligohymenophorea; Peniculida; Parameciidae. The record is from the annotation of a GenBank genome assembly.
AUGAAAUAUCUUCUUAUAUCAACCUUCGUGAUAUUAUCAUAUUAAUGGUGGGAUGUAGGUCAUAUGAUGACUGCAUAAAUAGCAAAAAAUCAUCUGAGAGAGAAUAGACCUGAUGUUUUGGCAUGGGCUGAUUCAUUAAUAUAAGACUUUAGCUCCCUUACUGAUGGAAGAUCUAACACAUUUGCAGAGGCUGCAGUUUGGCUCGAUGAUAUCAAAGAAACAGGAACUAAUUUCAUGAACGAUUGGCAUUACACUGAUCGACCAAUGAAUCCAGAUGGUCUCUAAAUUAAAAUAGAAGAUCAAGCUAGAAACAUCAAUUCCAUCUAUGCUAUCAAUUCAGCUACUUCUGUAUUAACUAGCACCAAAACUGCUAAAUACAGACAUACAGUUUUCAAAGCUGAAAUGAUUAGAGUGUUAUUGCAUGUUGUAGGUGAUCUACAUUAACCACUUCACGAUACUACUUUUUGGAAUGGUACCUAUCCUAAUGGAGAUUAAGGAGGAAAUUUGAUGAAAGUACAAGUAAUAAUUAAUACUAAUAAUAAUUAGAUUGAAAAUGGUACUUUUGUUAAUUUACAUUCUUUUUGGGAUGCAGGUGCAUUUGCCUUUACUUCUAAUUCCACUUUUCUAACUAGACCUUUAUCUUAACAAGAUUAAGAAUAUCUGGAUAAUUGGGCAAAAGACUUGAUGAAAUCAUAUCCAUAUUCCAAUUAUAAAGAUUACGAUAUGACGUAAGUGUAUUAAAAAAUUAUGUAGUAAUCCUACAGUUUGGACUUAUGUUGGAUAUAGAUAAGCUCAACAAUUUGUUUAUCCAAUGAUAUAGUCUUCAAAUAACUUCAAUAAAAAUUAUGUUGAACAAGCAAAAUAAUUCUGUGAAAACAACAUUGUUAUUGGAGGUUAUAGAUUAGCAAACAAAUUGAUUGAAAUCUUUGAUACAAUACUAUUAAAUGAAUCCAAGAUCAAAUUAGAUUAAUGA